AUGGAUACGAUUAUUAUCAGCCCGGAGUUACCUCCGAACGAUGUUUUACUCCUGCGGAACCUUGCCGAGGAUAUCAAACAAUACCAAGAAAAUCGGUCCGGUCCGUCUAACAAAGAUGCCGUUACGGCACCCGGCAAAGAGCCCGUUAAUGGAGAUCACGUUGAAGGCAACGGGCCUGAUGACCUCUCCUCGACUGUCCGUUACCAACGCGACAACAUCUGGCAUUUUCUCCACUACGUUGGACGUUUCUAUUUCUUGGUCUGGUUGGACUUACCCUUGUACUUCUUCCGGAAAGAUCGUCUUACGUUCGCAUUAAAGACGGCAUUUUGGGAGCUAUCCAGCUAUUCUAUGCUCCUAAUUCUAUUUCGGCUGAAUAGUCGUCCAGCAUUCUUCGUAUUUUUGCUCCCAUUCAUGUUGCUUCGCUUAGGACUCAUGGUGGGCAACUGGGGUCAGCACGCCCUUGUGGAUGCCGACGAGCCCGACUCUGACUACCGAUCCAGCAUUACCUUGAUAGACGUUCCCAGCAAUAGAUAUUGCUUCAAUGACGGAUACCACACGUCGCAUCAUCUAAACCCUCUUCGGCACUGGCGCGAACACCCCGUGCACUUCCUAGCCAACAAGCAGACCUACAGCGCGGAACACGCGCUCGUCUUCCACAAUAUAGACUACCUAGAGAUAACGGUGCGAUUGCUGCUCCACCAUUAUGAGCAUCUAGCACGGUGCAUGGUACCGAUCGGGGAAAAGCAGAUCGCCAUGACUAUCGAGCAGCGCGCCGCCUUGCUCAAGCGCUGCACGCGACGUUUCACCGAGGAGGAGAUUAAGGAAAAGUUUGGGGCGCCUGUUAAGUUGGCGUCUAAGACUAAACCUUACCCCGAGUUUAGUCGUCUAUCCGCAUCCAGAUCCAGCGGUCUGGCAUCGAGAAUCAUGGCUUCGGCAGAUGAGCGGAAUUCGAGAACUAUACAUACAGCGGCUUGCUUAAUCAUUGGCGAUGAAGUUCUUGGGGGAAAGACAACUGAUACAAAUUCUGCUUAUAUGGCGAAGUGGUGUUUUUCUCUAGGCAUGAACUUAAAGAGAGUCGAGGUUAUUGAAGACGACGAGGAUGAGAUCGUAGAAGCGGUACGAAGAAUGAGUGACCGCUAUGAUUUUGUCGUGACAAGUGGUGGCAUAGGACCGACACACGACGAUAUCACUUACCAAUCCAUCGCCAAGGCAUUCGACUUGAAACUCAUAUUGCACGAAGAGGCAUAUGAACGAAUGAAGAAACUUACCAAGCCAAGCAAGUCUCAUCCGAAUUUCAGUUGGGAUGUAGAAUCCCCAGCCAAAACUGCACGGCUUAGGAUGGUCUACUUACCCAUUGACGAGUCACGCGACCUGGCAAAACAGGCCUUAUUUCCACGUGACGAUCUCUGGGUUCCUAUUUCCGUGGUAAACGGGAAUAUUCAUAUUCUCCCAGGUGUACCAAGGUUGUUCGAAAGCCUUUUGCAAGGUCUCAAACCGUUCAUAGUCGACCGACUAGUAGAUCCCGAGGGCAAAGGAAUUUUCAGAGCUAUCAUCUCUACGCCGAUGGGUGAGAGCGCUAUUGCCGGUUACCUCACCGAUUUGGCAGAUAGAGUCGCGCAUAAGGGUGUGAAAGUCGGAAGCUAUCCUCGAUGGGGGAAGAAGAACAACACGGUUACUCUGGUCGGAAGGGACAAGGAGUAUAUCGAGAGUUUAGUACCGGAGGUUGUGCAGAAAGUCCAAGGAAAGCGAGUUCAGAAUGAGGGAGAGGAUGAUGAGCCGGAGGUCGUAGCUUCGACAGCCACCUAG
Molecule: messenger RNA, 1806 nt
Organism: Daldinia childiae
Lineage: Eukaryota; Fungi; Ascomycota; Sordariomycetes; Xylariales; Hypoxylaceae
Exons: 10
Coding region: 1-1806 (601 amino acids)
Biological process (GO): lipid metabolic process
Source: RefSeq, a predicted model, not a curated record